Penaeus monodon (black tiger shrimp) is the source of this 1278-nucleotide messenger RNA. RefSeq names its product KICSTOR complex protein SZT2-like. NCBI's taxonomy places the organism in Eukaryota, Metazoa, Arthropoda, Malacostraca, Decapoda, Penaeidae. The record is from RefSeq and is a predicted model, not a curated record. Bases 262 to 1278 code for a protein of 338 amino acids. Gene Ontology annotation, cellular component: peroxisome. The transcript is spliced from 8 exons.
AAGAAAUAGUGCCAGAAUUAACAUUAAGCUUGCUGCUUGAGACUUAAGAUAAAUUGUAAACUUCCCUGUUAUGAUAUUGACUUUAUUUAUAUAUCCUCUUCAGCAAUAAAGGUUAAAAACUACUGCAGAGAGAUAAAAGAGAUAAUUGGAGCUAGAAAAUACAAAUAUAAACAGGCACUGUAAUAUGCAUCAUUCCCUGUGUUGCAGUUUGCCAUCAAUUUCUUCUUGGAUGAAGUGGACAACGUAAAGGUGUUGUUGCACAUGCAUUCCUUCACCUACGACUUUCACCUGCGAGCCGUGUGUGCAUACGUUGCAGACCGCCAGCUCCUGUUCACACCAGGAUAUCAUUUGUCUUCAUUUCUCUCCGAUUUCAUUAAGUAUUACAACAAAGGACCAAACUUCGCAAGAAACCUCAUAUAUUCAGGUGAAUUGACUGUUGAGGACACUGGCUCUCCAGGUGAACAGUUGUAUAAUUAUCUCUUGGCUCGUGAGAAGCAGUACAAGAUGAGAGUCCUGCGAAUGACACCAGUUAUCCUAGAUCCAACAGCAGACAUGCAAUAUACAGAAUUUGUCUUAGUCCACACAAAGACAUGCCGCGUUCACUACAGUGAUGCCAAUGACCAGAGAGUUUCUGAUGACUAUGAUGUUACUCUGCUGGUCUCCCACAAUGCAACACUGGAUGCCCACCCCUCAGACCAGCAGCUGAAUGUUCUGCAUCUCAACUUCUACGUCAUCUUAACCAGUAGACGAGAGAUGUAUCCAAAUCGAUCCUUGAAAAGAAAAGGGGCAAAUUCGCCACAGGUCAACAGCACCGUCCUUGGACAUUGGAAAACUGCAACCUCUUCCAACCAGAGAGCAGUAAUGAGAGUGGGUCUUUGCAACUCCCCUCCCAGUGUCCAGCCAGGUCUUCGCAGAGACGGGGGGCAUCUCCAAGCUCCCCAGGGCUGCAGCCUCCCCCACCUCCCCUGUCCUCCUCCACCCACACCUCCACCACCUCAAGCGAUCCCCACCCCCUGUCAAGUCUUACAUUGGGAUCAGGUGAGAUUUUCCAUGUUUGUUGGUGCACAUGAUGGAAUUGCAAAGUUAAAAAAACUGAACUCAAAAGGGGCCCAUGGCAUGUACAUAAUCCCAUUCCAGGUGGGGGAGUGUGAAUUCCCUUUGGCAAACUACACAGUUUUGAAAGACAAUGCAAAAAACACUCCUGAACAAGCUGAAAAAAGCGGGGAAACUCGUAUUCACCCUAUUUUUAAAAUCAAGCAAAGUUUACAUUGCGGGUAG